Molecule: messenger RNA, 2440 nt
Organism: Schizophyllum commune H4-8
Lineage: Eukaryota; Fungi; Basidiomycota; Agaricomycetes; Agaricales; Schizophyllaceae
Exons: 3
Coding region: 24-2138 (704 amino acids)
Source: RefSeq, a predicted model, not a curated record
ACUGAACGUUGCCUUUCGCCGCCAUGUUCUCCAGUCUCACGCAAUUCCUUCCCGCUUCCCUACAACAACAAAAUGAAGAACGCGCCAAACAGAACGCCCAGGCCGUUCAGGAAGCAGAGGACGAGGGAGAGGAGGAAGCCGUCCCCGAGGAGGAGGCGACUUCAGUGAAGUCCAAGAAGAAGGAUCGCAAAGCGAACGAGACAUUCAUCUUCGUGCGCCCACCGCCAUCCAAGACCAACCAUCCAUUGAACCUCCAGGUUCAACUGGUUCCACCUCAUACCCGCGCACCCGGCCUUCCCCCCUCCACUCCACGACAAUCCAUUGAUUCCUCCUCCACUGGGGGCGACGCCCUCUCGCGCACGACCUCGGCGACGUCUGCGUCAUCCGACUACAGCGUAUCCACCUCAUCAUUCACCUCCGUCUCAUCUACUUCCUCCACGCGCCGAGCAAUCGUCCCCCUCUAUAAUCUCCAAGCCCAUAAUGUCAUGACAAACACUAUCGUCGACGCUGGCACGGACGCGAAGAUUGGCAAGUUCCAGCGGAAGGGACUUGAGCUCAUCGAUCUCGCGAUCCUCGAGCCAGUCGAGGUCUGGGGGCCUGCGAGCGGCGCGGCCGCUGGUGCACCUGCCGCAGACGAAGCACCAAAUACUCCGGCGGGGAGUCGCUUUUCUACCCGCUCGAAUACAACGGGGGGCAGUCUGCUGAUACCUGCGAAUGAUCGCCCGACGUCACCGAACCUGGUCGCCAGCAAUCCGUACGCGUCGGCGUCGGAUGUCUCACGCGCGUCAUCCAACACGUCCCUGACCUCGUCUGGACAUCGGCCCGUGAGCCCAGCGCACCUGCCCCAGAGGCGGAACUCGACAAAGGCGAAGAAUAUAUUCGGCAAGUUCUUUUCGUCGAAGAAGAGCACCGUGCCGAUGCCCGCGACGGAGGCGCAGGACCCGGACGCGACGAUCUCAACGACGCCCACGUCGAGCCGGUUCACGCGCCAUCUCAAGACCCUUUCCGUGUCGAGCACGACUACCGCUGGCCCGCCCGGCUCCCCCAUGUCCAUCAACACCCCGCUCAAGCGCCGCAGUUUCUCCCCCAUGCCCCCUGACGUCGUUCCAGAGCAAGAGCCUGCUCCCAAUGGCCUGCCUAAGCCCGAACCACCCGUCGUUCAACCGACACUAGGCUUGACGCCUUCCUUGUUGCUCCCGCGGCCCGCUGCAGCGUCUUCCUCGACGCAGGUUAACGUCGCGAAUGCGAAGAAGGGCGGUCGGCCCAUCCUAUACUCGUGGCUCGCGAAGAAGUGGCUGAAGGCGCCGAAUGAAGGCGGCAUCCUCGGCGGCCUGCGCGGGCUAGGCGCGGGGCUCGCUGAGUUCAACAGCCAGCCGCAGGUGACGCUGGACCCGGCGCAGAACCCCAACUACGUCGGUGGUGACAUCGACAUGCGCGUCGAGUGGCGGCGUGACAAGAAGCGCGCUGCGAAAGCGAAGGCGCGGCGCGGCGGCGCGCGGAAGCAGACGACCGACACCUCGGACGCGCGGUCGAUCCCCGAGGCCGAGAGUGUCAUCGCGGACGACGACAAGGCGCGGCGCCGGCUGAGCACGGCGAGCGGCAGCACGAACUUCAGCGGGCACGGCGCGCAGCGGUCGCGGUCGACGGAGUCGCUGCGGGGGCUGCCGGCGUCUGUGCGGCAGCAGGAGCAGCAGGAGUACGACGACGGGGAGGAGAGUGAUCCGGAGGACAGCGAGACGCCGUGGGUGUGCGUGCUGCGGAUAACGAGGCGGAAGCCGCGGCCACCGCGAACGUCCGCCGAGUCGCAGCGACCGGGGGAGGUGGGCGCGAAGAAGGACAAGGACGGGAAGGAGCGGUUGAAGGUCCGGCUGGCGACGCUCAGCCCCACGCCGCACCAUCCGAAGGUCGUCGCGAUGCUGAAGGUAUCGUGGCCGCUCAAGGCGAUUGACCUUCUAGAGUUAAUUGAGCUGGAUCCUAAUGAUCCCAAGCGACCACGGACGCCCGCGCACCUAAUCGUGACGCCGGAAGAGCUCAAGGAUAUCAUCUCCUGCACAGGCAUGUGGGUGGUAAUUCGCGAGGGCUUCGGUGGUGUAGGCCGGGAACGGCGUCGCGGGGAUGGUUGGAAGAUUCGGGGCUGAGAGGCUUGCGGCUGAGCAGUCAUGCUGUAAUACACGAUUGGGGAAGGGCUCGGCAGCGACAUGCUUUGCGCGAUAGUUUCAACCCAAUUACAACAGAUAUACUCUUUCUUGGACGGUGGGCGGUUAACGAUACUGGGUAUAUACCUCUCUGCGCUGAUAAUCUCUCCCUUGGGCACGUAAUGGCAUGCGCGAAGGACGUGAAUGAAGUAACGCCGGUGACUUUCCAUUUCUGUCCUCAAGGGCUUCCGUAUCUGGUAAAUGUGGUCGCGUACUGAUAUCAUGAAGGGAUGUGUACGCUGGUG